AUGAGCACCACACCAUUCAAGAAGAUCGCGCUCGUCGGCGGCGGAGGCGCCGUAGGCAAAGCGAUCCUCGAGGCUCUGCUUGCGACUGGUACCACUGAAGUCAUCGUCCUCACCCGACCGGACUCCACCACCUCCUUCCCCGCUCACUCAAACCUCAAGGUCGAGCGCGUAGACCCCACAGACAUCAACGCCGUCUCUGUCGUUCUAAAGAAACACGGCAUUGAGGUGCUCGUCUCGACGGUCGGACCUGCAGCGACCGCAUCGCAGCACGCCCUCGUCGACGCAGCGAAGCAGGCGGGCGUGCGGCUAUUCGUGCCCUCCGAGUUCGGAAUGACAACGGAGGGCGUUAAGGAUGCGCCGCGCGUAGCUGCGAAAGCUGAGGUCUCGAGAUACGCAAAGUCGAUCGGACUGCCUACUCUGCGCGUUUACAACGGCGCACUUGCAGAGUUCAUCCCGAUGUUAGGUUCGGUGCAGCGCGGCACCUUCCUGGUGCUCGACCCUCCAGAAGGGCACGGAGCUCCCUUGCCGUUCUCCAUCACUUCUCUUGCUGACAUGGGCGGUUUCGUAGCCCACGUCCUCACAACACUCACACCCGCCCGACUGCAAGAUACAACUCUCCGCAUCGAGGGUGAUCGUAUGACGUUCCCAGAUCUCGCCAACCUAUACAGCAGGAUCAAGUCGGUACCGGUCGAGCAUGUCAGCGACCUUCCCACAGACGUUGGGACCGAUGAUUUCAGAGUCUGGAGGAAAUACCUGUUGGAAGAAACCAACGCUGGACGGAGCCGGGUGACUUGGGAUCCUGUUCAGGGGAGAGACCUGGGAGUUGAGGCGCUCGCGAAUGGACUGUGGGAGGGACACAAGUGGAAGACGGCCGAGGAGGCGAUACGUGAUGGGCAGUAA
This is a messenger RNA of Coniophora puteana RWD-64-598 SS2, 900 nucleotides long. RefSeq names its product NAD(P)-binding protein. Bases 1 to 900 code for a protein of 299 amino acids. NCBI's taxonomy places the organism in Eukaryota, Fungi, Basidiomycota, Agaricomycetes, Boletales, Coniophoraceae. The transcript is spliced from 5 exons. The record is from RefSeq and is a predicted model, not a curated record.